AUGGUCUCCAUCUCCGUUCUCGAGGUAAGCUCUCCCCAAAAGGCCGGUAAAAGUAUGAUAUGAUACUCCGAGAAGCUCUCGUGCCCGGAUUAGACCAGUGGUAUGGGGCAAAACCCGAGUGUCGGUGCGGCGUCACUCUAUGACGUCUUGGCAGACCCAAAGACAAGUCAACAACUCAUCAAGUCCCACGGAAUCCCGGAUCGCCCCCUCCACAUCCUCUCCGUGGUCGCCGCAAUGACAACUUCACCGACUCAAUACCUCUCCGCCCUCUCACUAGCAUCCUCUCCCUCUCCCUCCUCCCACCGGGCACCGCCUCCACCACAAUCAUCCAGUAAACCAACACCCUCGUACAGAUCACUCUCGAAGUCCCACCGCCGCUUGGAAUCCACGAUCGCGGCGCUCCAAUCCCAACUCAGCGAAGAGAAGCGCUCGGCUGCCUGGUGGAAGAACCGAGUCUGCGAACUGGAUGCUCGAUGUCGCAGCAUCGAUGUCGACCUUGCACGCGUGACGAGGGAGAAGCACGCACUCGACUGGACCGUCGCGAAGUUACAGAUGCGGGAGACGCUUGUUCCGCGAAUGAUAGAAGCGGCAACACAGACGGAUGAGGUGGAAGGGGGGAAGACUAUGGCGGGGGGGCAGGAAGGGGAAAGUCAGAAGGAUCUUGUUAUCAAGACGCUCAUUCAAAUGGUUUGGGAUAAGCAAGGAGAGUCGGUGCUGCUUUCUACUGGCGCGCCCGCUGGAUGUGAAUGCGAUGCUGCGAGGGCCCUCAGGAAUUUAUUUCCGAGGCAGCCCAGUGCGGACUUAGCCGCGGCGGGCCCUUAUGAGGGAGCACCGGAGGAGGAGACGGAAGAGGAGAGGGAGGGGGAUGAUCUACUAAAGAGGAUACUCCGCAGACGCGGGAAGAGACCAGGCAGACCGCGGGCCACGGGGGCCCUAGAGAGGGGGGAUGAUGGAAGUGUACCGCUUGCGGAGACACCACCCCAUCCCCAUCCCCAUCCCCAUCCCCAGGCGUCUUCGGAAGCGCGGCGGGAGAAGAAGGAAGCGCUCAAGAUGCGGGUUUGGGAAGCACGAGAGAGGGUGGACAGGCUUCGAAAGCAGAAUGGUGUGUUGGAAGAGCUAAUACGGGAAGGGUCGGAGGCUGACAGCAACCGUGCUGCAGAUGAGUAUGGGAAUAGGUUUGGCUAUGGUUAG
Tuber aestivum (summer truffle) is the source of this 1191-nucleotide messenger RNA. NCBI's taxonomy places the organism in Eukaryota, Fungi, Ascomycota, Pezizomycetes, Pezizales, Tuberaceae. The record is from the annotation of a GenBank genome assembly.